Messenger RNA from Antechinus flavipes (yellow-footed antechinus), 4437 nucleotides. RefSeq names its product collagen type XXV alpha 1 chain (gene COL25A1). The coding region runs from base 791 to 2788 and encodes 665 amino acids. The record is from RefSeq and is a predicted model, not a curated record. The transcript has 38 exons. NCBI's taxonomy places the organism in Eukaryota, Metazoa, Chordata, Mammalia, Dasyuromorphia, Dasyuridae.
CUCUGAAGGAUAUUUAAGGCUUACACGCAGAUUGCUGCAGAUACACUCGGGUAGUAGUUCCUUCAGUCUAAGACUGGUGUUUGUUUUGGGAAGGUCAUUACCGUUCUUUCCCUAUCUACCUUCUUCUUUUUGCUACCCUGAUUUUAUUUGACUUCUUUUGCAUCCUCUCCCACUACCCCCCUCUUCACUUUUUUUUCCUCUUCUUUUUUGCUUUGAGCUGAAUCAGCUUAGGAAAACACACAGCCCAGCGUGUGUUGAAAACACCAAAAAAGCUAAUUAUUAAUAAAAAUUGGGAAAAAGUCUCGCAACAGGUCGGACUGGUCAACAUCGGAUGCGAGCUAAAGCCGGGUCUCUUUUGGGCAAUCCUUGCUCGCCAGGCGCAGGGACUCCUGCAGUCCUUGGUGGCCAUCUACGCUGCUGGCCACUCUCGGGACAUUUUGGCCAAGGGGUACUUAGAGUGGAUCAAGAAGUCCUGUGGGACUUGGUGUCCUUUAGAAUUUUUCCUCCCACCACAGCCCUCUCCUGCCGGGGCUGAGGGUGCUUUUGGCUCAUUGCUGGGUGGGGUGAGCUAGGAAAAGGAUGCAGUUUCUGGGCUCUGAGACAAUCUGAGCUGAGGACCAUUUAUUCUCCUCUCCCCACCUCUGUGGUUCAGCAAACUAGCACUGCAAACUCGAUCUGAACUUUGGUGGAAUCCAUCCUUUCCCUUUGUAUUUUAUUUUUGUUCUUAUAUUUUCAAAUUACUCGUGAAGGCCGGAGUGAAAAAUCAGACAAGACAAAAAUCCCCACCAUCAUGCUGGGGAAGAACCAAAUAGUGAAGGGAGAACAUGAUGGGGCCGAAAAACCCAGCUCCUCUCCGGGACAGCGCUGCCUCAGGAUUGUAGCCCCCUGCUCCCUACUGCCAAUUGUGCUGUCCUUGAUGUGUAUGAUUGCCUGCCUGUACCUGGGGGUGAAAACCAACGACCUACAAACAAGGAUUUCGGCCAUCGAGGCAGCCAAAGGGGAACUUCCUUAUCAGCUUCUGCCGGCUUCAUUGGAUCAAAUGGAAGCAGUGAUGCAAGAAAAAAUAGAACGACUUCUGUCUCAGAGAUCCUAUGAGCAUUUGGCUAAAGUAAGAAUCGUCAGAGAAUCACCUCUAGAGUGUAACUGUCCAGCAGGACCUCCUGGGAAACGUGGUAAAAGGGGCAGAAGAGGAGAAUCUGGUCCUCCUGGUCAGCCAGGUCCACAGGGCCCUCCUGGUCCCAAAGGUGACAAGGGAGAUCAAGGGGAUCAGGGCCCUCGGAUGGUGUUUCCUAAAAUCAAUCAUGGGUUUCUCUCUGCUGAUCAGCAGCUCAUUAAACGCCGCCUCAUUAAGGGUGACCAAGGACAAGCUGGGCCUCCUGGACCUCCUGGCCCACCAGGACCCAGAGGGCCUCCUGGGGACACAGGGAAAGAUGGUCCCCGGGGGAUGCCAGGAGUACCUGGUGAACCAGGAAAACCAGGAGAACAAGGCUUAAUGGGACCUCAAGGGCCUCCAGGACAAAAGGGUUCUAUUGGAGCACCUGGAACUCCAGGAAUGGAUGGAAAAACGGGUGAACCUGGCUUACCUGGAACAGUGGGGCAGAAUGGAACACCUGGGCUUAAGGGUGAUGCUGGAGAGCGAGGAGAAAAGGGAGAUGCUGGAGAGAGUGGACCCAAAGGCGACACGGGUGAAAAGGGUGAUCCUGGAUCUUCUGCUGCAGGAAUUAAGGGAGAACCUGGAGAAUCUGGUCAUCCAGGACAAAAGGGUGAACCAGGGCUGCCUGGGCUGCCUGGACUUCCGGGGAUAAAGGGAGAACCAGGUUUCAUUGGUCCACAGGGAGAACCAGGGUUACCAGGGUUACCUGGAACAAAGGGUGAACGUGGAGAGGCUGGAUCUCCUGGGAGAGGUGAGCGAGGUGAACCUGGAGUCCCUGGACCAAAGGGGAAACAAGGUGAAUCAGGAGUUAGAGGUCCCAAAGGGUCAAAGGGUGAUCGUGGAGACAAAGGUGACUCUGGAGCUCUGGGAUCAAGAGGUCCACCUGGGCAAAAGGGAGAUCCAGGAGCAACAGAAAUCAUAGACUACAAUGGCAAUAUUCAUGAGGCCUUGCAGAGGAUUACCACCUUAACUGUCACGGGACCCCCAGGACCUCCUGGACCACAAGGAUUGCAGGGACCAAAGGGUGAGCCAGGAUCUCCAGGAACACCAGGAGUCGAUGGUGAACAGGGCCCUAAAGGCUCAAAAGGAGACAUGGGAGAUUCAGGUCAGCCAGGUGAAAAGGGAGGAAUUGGACUUCCUGGAUUACCAGGUGCCAAUGGCAUGAAAGGAGAAAAAGGAGAUUCUGGUUUACCGGGUCCUCAGGGGCCUUCUAUCAUCGGCCCACCAGGUCCCCCAGGCCCCCAUGGUCCACCAGGCCCAAUGGGACCCCAUGGACUUCCUGGGCCAAAGGGAGCAUCUGGCUUAGACGGAAAGCCAGGAUCCCGGGGUACAGAUGGCCCUAUUGGACCCCAUGGACCUGCAGGUCCUAAAGGAGAAAGAGGUGAAAAGGGAGCUGUUGGAGAGCCUGGACCCAGAGGAACUUAUGGUUUGCCUGGGAAGGAUGGAGAACCUGGUCUUGAUGGUUUUCCUGGUCCUCGAGGAGAAAAGGGUGAUUUAGGAGAGAAAGGAGAAAAGGGAUUCCGUGGAGUUAAGGGGGAAAAAGGGGAGCCAGGUCAGCCUGGCCUGGAUGGGCUGGAUGCCCCUUGCCAAUUGGGGCCGGAUGGAUUACCAAUGCCUGGGUGCUGGCAAAAGUGAUGAAUCUAAUCUUACAAGCAUGAAGUUGUGUAUAUAAUGCUCUACAUUUUGUAUUUAUGGUUGAAAAAUGAAAUAUAGAUUUUACAAGUCUGAAAUAUGUUAACAGGUAGUUGCUUCUACCUGUUUGAAUUGGUCCAUGUGUACAUUUUUUCUUCACUUACAUUUGAAGUUAGGCAGAACAGGAAACCAUGUGGAAAGAAACAUGAAAACACAUAGACUGAAAGCUCUCUGGUAUAACGACAUGUAGCCAGGUGGAAAUAGCAGGGAUAGAGAGUAAACCUGCCAUGAUUUUCCCUUCCACUGGACUGCCAUGGAUACUAUCUUCCAUGAACUAGUAGUUUACAUGAAAUUUUGACCAAAUAUGGACUAAAAGCUAUGAAAUGUAUGGUACUGACUGAUUGAUUGUAUGUAGAACUGACUAUCUUCUCAUCCAUAUUCACCUUGGCCACCACUGUUGAAAUACAUUCCCCCCCCCCACCAACGUGUUGAGAUAAACUAAAAGAGCAUGAAGUGUGUACCCAACCUGCUUGUCUGAUGCUAACCCAUUGCUUGCUAACAUCGUUGAACCCAGUUACUGAACUUUUUUCUUCCUUUUAUUAUUCACAAGGGGGUUACACCAUGGCUUAUUGCCAAAAAGAGAUAAGUUCGUGGAGCAAGAACAACAAAAGGUCUUAUAUUUUGAGGGCGCUGCAGUCCUGACUGCAGAGUGACAGCAUCCAGUUUUGUGGGGUCCCAUAGGCCACCUUGAUUUUAAAAAAUACAAGGUACCAUGCCUGCUGCCCACCAACGAUUUUCCUUGUACCACUCCUAGCAGUGAAGAUGUGUAAGGUGGACAAGUUCAACAUCAUGUGCUGUUUCUUAUGUGACUGAGUAAGGAAGAGGUUUACAAAAGCAAACACCCAGAGGAAAACAAACUAGUUUUUAAUUUAAAAAAAUUUCACAACUGAAAAUAUGGGUGUUUGGGAAAGAUGACAGAGAUGGCCAGUGGUUUGUCUGAAGCUGAAGAUAUUUGAAUCAACAAAUCUUCUCUUUGAGGAAUGAGACAACUGGUAAUUACCAUUUGACAAAAUUGAGUUGCUAAAGAAAGAACAUGCCUUGAAGAAGAGAAGUGAAAAUCCUAUACUCUCCUACAGAGUAAAAUGGCCAAGCUCAUCUGGAUAGUCCAUGUCUCAAUGUGACUUGACAGUGUAUUUUUGGAAAAACAAUCCAUGUUUAAUAUUUUCUGCAGAGUUUUGAAAACUGACAAUAUUUUAAUUUCUUUUGUAUUUUUUUCUUUUGAUCAUCAUUUUUCCUUUGUACACUUGUCCCCCUCCCAAAUAUUUUUGUUUCUAUUUUCUUUUACAUUUAUUGUGACCAAUUUUUAAGCACUAGAAGUUCUUCAAAUCAUGUGAGUCCAUUUCUAAAAACAUUACUUUUUUAAAAACCUUUAAAUAUUCUCAUACUCAAAAAACAGACACUCUCUCCUCUCCAGCACUAUAAUACUGUUGCCUGUCGUAUCUAUCUAUCCUAUUGAGGACAGCUGGAAAGAAAAGAAGGAGAAGGAGAAGAACAAAAGCAAGAAGAAAAAAAAAGAGGCACAGAUUCUUCACUAUUAAAUAUUAAGCAUCCAAGUGACUCAUUUUUAUAAUUUCAGUGCUUUCCUGUUGACU